Menidia menidia (Atlantic silverside) is the source of this 1167-nucleotide messenger RNA. The record is from the annotation of a GenBank genome assembly. Lineage: Eukaryota; Metazoa; Chordata; Actinopteri; Atheriniformes; Atherinopsidae.
AUGGCAACAAAUGUCUAUCGUCUACAGAUUGUUAAUCUUCUAAGAAAGUUGGGUUUAUCCAUCAAUGACAAGGACAAAAUCAAACCACAGAAAGUUUCCCGCGUAGUGGGUGCUUUGAAGAAUGAGACUCCACAAUCCAGGAACUUCAUCCGAGGGAUGCAAACUGUAACUUUAAUCCCUGGUGAUGGAAUCGGUCCAGAGAUCUCUACUGCUGUCAUGAAGAUAUUUGAAGCAGCUAAAGCCCCCAUACAGUGGGAAGAGAGAAAUGUUACUGCCAUUCAAGGCCCUGGUGGGAAGUGGAUGAUUCCUCCUGAUGCCAAAGAAUCCAUGGACAGGACCAAAAUUGGCCUGAAAGGUCCUUUGAAGACACCAAUAGCAGCUGGGCACCCCUCUAUGAAUCUCCUGCUGAGGAAGACCUUUGACCUCUAUGCCAAUGUGCGUCCCUGUGUGUCUAUCGAGGGUUACAAAACUCCAUACACUGGUGUGAACCUGGUUACCAUCAGGGAGAACACUGAGGGAGAAUACAGCGGUAUUGAGCAUUUGAUUGUGGAUGGAGUUGUGCAGAGUAUUAAACUCAUCACAGAAAAAGCCAGCGAGCGAAUUGCCGAGUACGCUUUUGAAUAUGCGAGAAAUAAUCAGAGGGCCAGCGUCAUUGCCGUUCACAAGGCUAAUAUCAUGCGCAUGUCAGAUGGACUCUUCCUUCGAAAAUGCAGAGAGGCUGCCGAAAAGCACAAAGACGUGAAAUUCACUGAAAUGUACUUGGACACCGUGUGCCUUAAUAUGGUACAGGAUCCCACACAGUUUGAUGUCCUGGUGAUGCCAAAUUUGUACGGAGACAUCUUGAGUGACCUCUGUGCUGGAUUGAUUGGAGGUUUGGGAGUGACCCCCAGUGGAAACAUAGGGGCAAACGGCGUGGCUAUAUUUGAGUCGGUGCAUGGAACCGCUCCAGAUAUAGCAGGAAAAGACAUGGCCAACCCCACUGCCCUGCUGCUCAGUGCAGUCAUGAUGCUGCGGCACAUGGGUCUGCACGGCUACGCCAACAACAUCGAAGCAGCCUGUUUUGACACCAUUAGAGACAAGAAGGUUCUAACCGGAGACCUGGGAGGAAACUCCAAGUGCUCAGAAUUCACUGAGGCUAUAUGUCAAAGAGUGCGGGACAUGGAAUGA